CAAACCAGUAAAGAGCUUCAGAAUUUUGCAGAGCUUCAACUUUUAGGUCUGCCAUUGACUGAGGAUAUUGUAGGGAUCCAACACAGCAAAAGGAAUGAUGGCAAAGAUUGUGUGUGUUCUUGCAGUCAUUUUUUUGCAUCUGUGCUGUGGUAUUGCUACCCAAAGAAUUUACCAUGGAAAUGAAGCAAUGCAAGGGGAGAUCAAAACUGUCAUGGAUUAUGGUGCAGUUGGAGAUGGCUCCCAAGAUGACAGUAAGGCCUUCAAAAAAGCCUGGGAAGCAGCAUGCAUAUCGUCCUCUGAUGGAGAGAUGGUGGUACCAAGUGGAAGCAAAUUUCUUAUAAAUCCCACUACAUUUCCUGGGCCCUGCAAAUCCCCUGUUUCUGUCAAGAUUGAAGGAGAAAUAAUCGCUCCAGCACACCAAUCUGCCUGGAACAACGCAGAUAGAAAAAUGUGGCUCACAUUUGCAAACAUCUCUGCACUCACUAUACAAGGUGGCGGUACAAUAGAUGGGCAAGGUCAAGUUUGGUGGGAGAAAUCUUGCAGAAUUAACGAGAAAAAUCCUUGUACGCGGGCGCCCACGGCAAUGUAUAUUGGCAAUUGCACAGAUGUUUUGAUUCGGGAUAUACACUUUUUGAAUAGCCAACAAAUACACCUUGGGAUAUUCUACUCUUCUGAUGUUCAAGUCACUGGACUGCUUAUAAGGGCUCCUGAAGACAGUCCCAACACCGAUGGUAUUCAUCUGGAGUCAGUUGAGAAUGUCCAAAUAGAUAACUGUGAUAUCGAAACAGGGGACGAUUGCAUCUCCAUUACAGCUAUGACAUCCGAUGUUCGCAUCCAAAAGAUCAGAUGUGGCCCAGGACAUGGAAUCAGCAUUGGAAGCCUUGGGGAACAUGGGGAAGAAUCAAAUGUGGAAAAAAUCGACGUCCGAGAGGUGGUUUUUGAUGGAUCACAGAACGGAGCCAGAAUCAAGACUUGGCAGGGUGGUUCUGGGUAUGCGAGAGAAAUCACAUUUGCAGAUUUGACAAUCAACAAUGUUUCCAAUCCUAUCGUAAUAGAUCAGUACUACUGUGACUCCUCCAAAACAUGUAAAAUUCAGAAAUCAGCAGUGCAAAUAGAGAGCGUGACAUACCAAAACAUUACAGGGACUUCUGCGCAGCAAAUGGCGGUGAAUUUUAAUUGCAGUCAGACAGUACCUUGCAAAGAAAUUAUGAUCUCAAAUGUUGAUAUAAAAUCCACUGUUGCAUCUCAAACCAAAUCAGCCUGCUUCAAUGCAUUUGGCUUAGCUUAUGGGAACGUCUAUCCAAACAGCUGCCUUAAGAAACAGUGAUUUACUAUCACUGAAAUGGGAUCACUUCAUAAUUCGUUAUUAAAUUGCAUAAAUCAUAUAAAAGCUCUAAGAAAUUGGAGAUGUAAAAUAGUACAGUAAGGAUUCCGUAUAUUGUAUAAUUAAAUCAUAUUGGAAA
Messenger RNA from Cryptomeria japonica (Japanese cedar), 1463 nucleotides. RefSeq names its product probable polygalacturonase At1g80170. Gene Ontology annotation, molecular function: polygalacturonase activity. The record is from RefSeq and is a predicted model, not a curated record. The transcript is spliced from 10 exons. The coding region runs from base 95 to 1327 and encodes 410 amino acids. Gene Ontology annotation, biological process: carbohydrate metabolic process. NCBI's taxonomy places the organism in Eukaryota, Viridiplantae, Streptophyta, Pinopsida, Cupressales, Cupressaceae.